CUCGCCGAAUAUUCCAAACCACCCCAAUUUGAUCCCCACUUUUUAAUAUCUAUUUUCCUUUUUGUUUUCAUUUAAAACAAGAAAUUUCCUUCCCUCCCUCUAAGCCAUCCCAAUAUAUAAAAAGCCGUAUCUCUCUCUAUCUGAAAAUCCCAUUCGCCUCACCGUUAAUCUCUACAACCUCAAAUCUAGAGCGAGAAACAGAGAGAUUCCUCUCGAAACUUUAAUGGAUAAAUCGCCCAUCGAUUCAACUCAGUUUCCCUCCUCGAUUCUUUCGAUUCGUUCUCAGCAGCACUCCAACCUCUUCUUAUUCAGAUCUUUUCGCUGUCGGCCUUGUAAUUCCCUCUGACGUGCACACAAUCCGCAGCUGUCACCCAUGGGAAAGCGUAGUUCUCAACGUAGGAAUGCUGCGAUGCUGGAUACUGACGACACUGAUAGUGUGAGCUCAUCUUCCACUGUCGGUACAGAUAACAUGUUGGUGUCUGGCAUGGAAGAAGUACAGCUGGACAAAGACAGUUUACUUGAUCAAUCCUUAGAUGCUUUAUACGAGAAAAGGGGUUCCACGAGAGAGAAGGCAUUGGCAGCAGUUAUAGAGGCUUUUAAUAGCUCUUUGCAGCACGAGUUCGUGGAAAAGAAGUUUGUUACACUACUGCAUCAGUGUUUGAACUCCAUUAAGCGGGGAUCUGCUAAGGAGAUAUCUUUAGCAUCUCAUGCAAUUGGAUUGUUGGCUCUCACCACGGGUCCUGGGGGCAAAGCACAAGAAAUAUUGGAAGAAUCAAUGCCUCCUAUUUUGCAGGCUCUCAAGUCUGGGUCUGAAGCAUCUAAGAUCUCAUCGUUGCUAGAGUGUUUAGCUAUUAUCACUUUUGUUGGUGGAAAUGAGGCGGAGGAAACAGAAAAAUCAAUGCAAACAAUGUGGCAAGUGGUUCAUCCAAAACUGGGUUCCAAUGUAGUUGCUUCUAAACCAUCACCAGGUGUAAUAACAGCGAUGGUCUCUUCUUGGUCAUUUCUUCUUACCUCUAUAGAUGGAUGGGCAAACAAUCCAAAAAAUUGCCAAGAGUCAAUUACUUAUUUCUCUACUCUGCUAGACAAGGAUGAUAGGUCUAUUCGGAUUGCAGCUGGUGAAGCACUUGCGUUGAUUUUUGAGGUUGGAAAAUUGGAGAAGCUUUCUGGUGAAGCUAAAGAAUCUAGUGACAGCUCCAUCUCUAGGGAAUUCACACAUAUACAGGGACUGAGAGCAAAAAUUCUGAAUCAAGUAAGAGUCCUUUCCUCGGAGGCAGGUGGUAAGGGUUCUGCUAAGAAAGACCUAAACAGUCAGCGGAGUUCGUUCCGAGACAUUCUUGAUUUUCUUGAGGACGGUUAUCCUCCAGAAACAUCAAUAAAGAUUGGAGGGGAGUCUCUGAAUGUGACAUCAUGGUCUCAACUGAUACAGUUGAACUUUUUAAGGCAUUUUCUUGGGGGAGGUUUUGUCAAGCACAUGCAGGAAAAUGAAUUUCUUCAUGACCUCUUUGGGUUCACACCGAAGAAGAAGCAGCUUCCUGGAGAUGAGUCUCGUAUGAGUACUAGUGACAAGAGAUGGUUCAAGUCACCAAACUCGGUUGUCAACAAGGCAAGGACACAGAUCCGGAAUAAGCAGCGAAUGAUGGCCCAGGGUAAGAACGCUGGCCACUUUGCAGUUGGUUUAGGAGAUGAGACGUGAAGUGCUGUCAGCCUAGUCUCUUGCACACUUUGCAGAUGUGGAGUGCCUCCCUAUAGAGGGGCUUUGUAAAAUAUUUAGCUUAGUUUUAUUAUUAUUAUUAUUAUUAUUAUCAUCCCAGAUGAUACAAUAUGCAGAAUGGGGAACCAUUUUAAUUGGUCGUCAUUUGUUGAACAUUGUUCUUGCUCGCUCCAUGAAGCAUUUUUAGGACAUCAAUAAAUUGAUUCUUGCUGAUUAUAAAAGAUAAAUUGAUUCUUCAAA
Rhododendron vialii is the source of this 1951-nucleotide messenger RNA. RefSeq lists its product as uncharacterized. The transcript is spliced from 13 exons. The record is from RefSeq and is a predicted model, not a curated record. Bases 374 to 1693 code for a protein of 439 amino acids. Lineage: Eukaryota; Viridiplantae; Streptophyta; Magnoliopsida; Ericales; Ericaceae.